Molecule: messenger RNA, 1713 nt
Organism: [Candida] anglica
Lineage: Eukaryota; Fungi; Ascomycota; Pichiomycetes; Serinales; Debaryomycetaceae
Source: the annotation of a GenBank genome assembly
AUGAUGACUGAAAAAGUUUCACUGACUGAGCCAAGUGCUCAAAUAAGUGGUAAAGAAUCAAACUGUUCUGAUUCAUUAGCUGACAUAGUACCAUUUGAUAAACCAGAAUCAAGAUGGGCUAAAUAUAUGGAUGGUUUCCAAAGACAAGAUUCCAUCGGUGGUGAUAAGAUGAAUAAAAGAAUUUCAAAGAGACAUUUAAGAUCCAUGGCUCUUUCUACAGGAUUGGGGACUGGGUUACUUGUUGGUGCUGGUGCAAAAUUACAUACUGCUGGACCAUUAUUUUUACUUGUGGGUUAUAUUAUCGUUGGAUUUUUAUUAUUAAUGCCAUGUAUAAAUGCUGUCGGUGAGCUUUCAGUGGCAUAUACAGAAUUACCAGGUGGGUUCCAAUCUUACUACAGUAAAUUUAUCGAUGAAAGUAUGGCAUUUGCAGUUGGUUGGAACUAUUGUAUUCAAUGGUUAACCGUUAUUUCAUUGGAAUUAGUUACUGCCAGUAUGACAGUAAAAUUCUGGAACACAUCGCUUAACCCGGAAGUCAUUGUCACAAUUCUUUAUGUAGUUAUUGUGGUGAUCAAUUUGUCAGGGUCAAGAAUUUAUGCUGAAGCUGAAUUCAUUAUGAAUUCAUGUAAAAUCUUAAUGUUAACAGGAUUUGUGAUCUUUGGUAUUAUUAUUGAUUGUGGUGGUGGUCCUGUUGGAUUCAUUGGUGGUAGAUAUUGGCACCAUCCUGGUGCAUACACCACUUUCAAAGGUUUAUGUACAGUUUUCGUAACUGGUGCCUUCUCCAUGGGUGGAUCAGAAUUUAUUUCCCUUCUGGCUUCUGAAUUAGAAAACCCAAAGCAAGCAAUUCCUGCCGCAUGUAAAUUGGUGUUCUACAAAGUAUUGGUGCUUUUCCUUGGUUCAUUAACCAUGGUUGGUUUAUUGGUUCCUUAUACUUCUGAUCAACUUAUGGGUUCUGGUGAUGCCCAAACUCAUGCAUCCCCAUUCGUCAUUGCAGCAGAAAUGCAUGGAGUUGCUGUACUCCCACACAUUAUUAACGCCGUUAUUUUGAUUUCUGUUACCUCUGUUGCUACCGCUGGUAUGUACUCUGGUCAAAGAUUAUUGUUCUCCUUGGCAAAGCAAGGUUAUGCACCAAAAUAUUUUGAUUAUGUUGAUAAAGAAGGAAGACCACUUAGAUGUUUUAUCUUUACAGUUGUUGUUUCUCUUUUCUCCUACAUUGCUGCAUUUGAAAAACAAGAAACUGUUUUCACUUGGCUUUUAUCUAUUUCAGGUUUGAGUUUUAUUUUUACUUGGGGUUGUAUUUGUUUAUGCCAUAUUCGUUUCCGUGCUGCUCUCAAGUACAAUAAAAUUGAACUUUCAUCACUUGGAUUUGUUGCUUGGACAGGAGUCUGGGGGUCUACAAUUUCUCUUGUUUUAAACAUUUUGGUUAUUGUUGCUCAAUUCUGGAUUGCUUUAUGGCCAUAUGGAGGUGAUGGAUCUCCUCAAGUCCUUUCAUUCUUUGAAAACUUUUUGGGAAUUUUCUUCUUCCUUCUUUUCUACAUUGGACAUAAAAUCUGGACUAAGAAUUGGAAAUUCUGGAUUAAAGUGGAAGAUAUAGAAAUAGAUCUUGGAAGAGUUAUUUACGAUCCAGAGAUAUUGGCUAUGGAAGAUCAAGAACUUAAACAACGUUGGCAAAACGCAUCCUUCUGGAAGAAGGCUUUAAUUUUCAUGUUUGAUUAA